Miscanthus lutarioriparius is the source of this 564-nucleotide messenger RNA. The record is from the annotation of a GenBank genome assembly. Lineage: Eukaryota; Viridiplantae; Streptophyta; Magnoliopsida; Poales; Poaceae.
AUGGUGAAGAUCGUGGGGGUCGAAGAACAACAUGAUGCAGGCCCCGACGAUGAUUGCUGCGAGAUAAGUCUUGAGGAAUUCGCUAAGAAAGUGAGCCUGAAGGAAGAUGAUGAUGUGAUUCUCAUCGCAUCAAAAGGAAAGAUCGUUAAAGUGGAAGCAGAUCAAUCGGAGGACUCGCCAAAAGCAUAUGAUGGCUAUGACACUGAUACUGAGGGCGAGAGCUCAUGCAACCUUGGCUCUGGUGGUAGAGGGCAACAAGCUGCUGCUGGUGAUUGCGUGGACAACCCAUGUAAGAUCGAAGAAGAUGAGACGAGACUCCUUAAGGUUAAAGUUGAGGACAUGUUUGUGAUUGGGAAGCCUUCUGGUGGCUGCGACAAAAAUGAGCGCAGCUGCAACGCUGCCAACGUAAUUCCGGGCGUGCUGGUGCCUGCAGUGAAGUGCGAACCUGUUGGUGGCAAUGGCGUGGAAGCUGCCGAAGAAGAUUCAUAUGACCACUGCCUUGAGGUGGCCCAUGAGAAGCGGAUAUUUGACGAGGACGAUGACGAGGACGUCGUUGUAGUCUGA